Cyprinodon variegatus (sheepshead minnow) is the source of this 2474-nucleotide messenger RNA. RefSeq names its product serine/arginine-rich splicing factor 7-like (gene srsf7a). Gene Ontology annotation, biological process: mRNA splicing, via spliceosome. Gene Ontology annotation, cellular component: nuclear speck. The transcript has 8 exons. The record is from RefSeq and is a predicted model, not a curated record. Lineage: Eukaryota; Metazoa; Chordata; Actinopteri; Cyprinodontiformes; Cyprinodontidae. Gene Ontology annotation, molecular function: RNA binding; zinc ion binding. Bases 122 to 901 code for a protein of 259 amino acids.
CGGUUUAAAAUUGUGCUGUUUUUACACUUCGGUAAUAAUAGAGUUUCAUAGAGGCUCCUGGAGUUCGGUUUUCGGGAGGAGGAGGCAGAAUAAAAACAACAACAGAAGACGGUAAGGAGAAAUGUCCUACCAUUCGUCCUCCCGGAGCUCGUCUCGGGCCGCCGACUGUAAAGUGUAUGUCGGUGACCUCGGUAACGGCGCUGCUAAGGGCGAGCUGGAGCGAGCAUUUGGUUAUUAUGGCCCGCUGAGGACCGUGUGGGUGGCCAGGAAUCCACCAGGCUUUGCCUUUGUGGAGUUUGAAGAUCCCAGAGAUGCAGAGGAUGCUGUCAAAGGCAUGGAUGGAAAGAUCCUGUGUGGUUCCCGUGUUCGUGUGGAGAUGUCCACUGGUCUCUCCAGGAAGGGCCGCGGACGCCCCAGCCGCCGCCAGUUUGACCCCAAUGAUCGGUGUUACCAAUGUGGGGACCGGGGCCACUACGCUUACGACUGCUACCGCUAUAGCAAGAGGGGCCGGCGCAGCAGCAGGUCUCGUUCUCGGUCCAGGUCCCGCUCCAGGUCCAGAUCCCGUGGCCGACGUUAUCAGUCUCGCUCCCGCAGCCGUAGCCGUAGCCGCAGCUACAGUCGGAGCCGCCGUAGAUCUCCAUCGUAUUCCAGACGCAGAAGCCGAUCUGGGUCCCCAGCACGGUCCAAGUCCAGGACUUCAGUGAGAAGUCACUCUAGGUCUCGGUCCCGGUCAGGCUCUGCCCCCAGGGGGCGCUCUGUGUCCCGUUCCCGCUCUCGAUCACCAUCGGCUAACCACAAGAAGGCCAGCGUGUGGUGGGAGCUGAGCACUGCACAGACACCGCCGCUGAUCCCAGGCCCAGGGUCUGCCAGCUGGCGGUGUGCACGUCCUGCGGGAGGUUGACUAAGCGCUGACCUGAGAUCAGCCUUCGCCUGCAUCUGAUGUUAGACAGCGAGAAAGAGGUCGACCUACCGACCGAACCCUCCCCCUCAGUGAACGGAUGACUGUCUGUUCAACCGACGCACACGCUCAGACGAGAUCAGCCCGCACACACAUACAGUUGUUCUACUAGACUCACCCAGCCAGCCUUCAGAUCUACCAGAGGGCUGACCCGCACAGAUCAGAGUUCGGCCUUAAAAAUCCAUUACCUACUACCAACCAGACCCCCCCUACCUACCAGAGUUCUUCGCCUCUGUCUUAGCUUCUGAAAGUGAGAGAAAGAGCUGACGAGAGAUCAGUCUUCAAGAGCCUCCAGUGUCUCUCCGAGUUGUAGUCCUCCGUCCUUCAGUCCUUUGAUCCUUCGCUUCUCUGUACUUGUUGUUUCUGCCGCUGUCUCCAAAGGUAACCAAAAAUCAACCCCCCUGACAAGCUCAUGUUCAUGGUGACAGAAAUGUUCAGGCUUGCUAGAGUUGAGCCUUAAACAAGCAUGCUGAGAGUGCGACUGAAUGUGGGAGUGACUGGAUGGGUGAACGUGUGCGACACAGACAGACACAGAUGAUGUUAACAGGUGUAAUGAGAGGAGGGUGUUAUUCACACAUGCUGCCACAGCUUUGUCCUGUAAGACCUGUUAGAAUAAGAUGAUUUAUUAGUGUCAAUAAUAUAUACUUAUUUGGCCUUUGAUUUACAGUUAAUUUUCCAAAGAUGAAAACAAUGCAGAAUAUCCAUAGGUGUGUAGUGCUCCAUCUUCUCCUGUUGCCAUCUGAUUCCUUUCCAUUUCUGUUUCAGUCGCUCCCGCUCAGCAAGUCCAAACCGAAGCCCUACGCCCGCAGACGACUGAGUGAGCUCCCCCUCACCGCUGUCCUAAUCGGGCAGCCCCUCGACAUCCUGUCUGUUUUUACAGCCCGGCAGCAGCUGUCUUUUUUUUUUUUUUGUAUUAGUUUGUCUUGUUUCUCUUAUUUCCAGAUUAUUUUUUUACCUUCAGGACUGCCGUCUCUACAGCUUCAUAAUGUCAGGAUCUUUUGUCUGUAUCACAGAGAGAGACAUAGAUAGGAGUGGUUUUUAAUUGUUGCUGCUAUGUAAGUAAUCUUUAUUUUCCAAAUUGUUGCGCAGGUAGGAUGCAACGCCUUUAAUUCAUUUGAUUUUUUUUUUUUUUUUUAGCAGUAAAAUUCAGUUCUUCCAGUAAAGAUGUGGGGAUGAUAAACUAGGACGUGGAUAUGAACAUAAGUUGAUGUAUCGGCAAAAACUUUCUGUUCUCAGUUGUUGCUCGGGUGUAAAAUUGUUUUAUGUAUUUGUCUCCCAGUCGCACCAUUUGACAGAAAAAGUCGGUCUGCAUGCCUUUGGAUUUGUUUUUUCUGCUUUGUUUCCCCUCAUGAACCUAAUUAAUGUCCCUGUGCUGAAUUAUUUUCUUCCUACCUUGGGUUUGUGGCUCUGACUGGGUUUUAAAAUGCUUGAGUUGAUGCAGCUUUUUUUCUUGUUUUUGGCUUUAGAAGUAAACGUGUGGCUGUAUUAUUUUCAAAUAAACAUCUUCAUCAUCUUA